Molecule: messenger RNA, 349 nt
Organism: Funneliformis geosporum
Lineage: Eukaryota; Fungi; Glomeromycota; Glomeromycetes; Glomerales; Glomeraceae
Source: the annotation of a GenBank genome assembly
CAAAAAAUACUUGACUAGCAUUCCAACUCGAAAUAAUAUAGUUGCAGAAAAUAAUGAGAGAUUAACCGCAAUUUUUGAUGAUGCUCCAUUCAAUCGUCAAGAAAUUCUAUUUAUGGCCAUUGAUAAUGAAGGGGCAAUGGUAACACUUUCUGAUAUUCCUGUAUUCUUUGACAUUCUUGUACCAGACGGGAAGUGUCCGAAUGAAUGUGAAACAAAAUUAUCAUAUGAAAAAAAGUCAUAUUUACAAAUUUAUAUGAGUGGUACUGGUAAAAGAAAAAUAGCCAUUAAAGCCAUUCAAGAAAAUAACUUCAAAACUGCAUCUGAUAAUUUAUACUCAUUUCAUCAAAAG